UCCUCCGCCGCGUCCUCGCGCGGCGCCGCUCCUUCAUCUCUUCCCCUUCAACAACAAUCCAAUUUAAUUAUUUCCUCUCUGCAUUUUUCCUCUUGUGAUGCCGAUCUUUUCAGGCAUGAAAUUGCAAAUGCUCUGUCCCAAGGAUUUCAUCUCCGUCACCGUCCUCAUUUCCCUCCUUGUCUUCUCGCCAAUUGAGCUCUGUUCCGGGCAAGACUACAUAAUCGGUGACGGAGCCGCCACCCUCGGAGGCGGAGGCGACGAUGGCGACGACGCCAAGCCGAAGAAGGCGGCGCCUCCACCGGAGCAGGACAGCUGCAACGGAAUAUUCCUGUCGUACACGUUCAUUUCGAGAGAGAAGGAGCUGCCGAAGGUGAAGAACGUGACGGCGCAGGCGUGGGCGUUCAAGUCGGAGGCGCUGAUUCUGAACGCCGGGACGACGGAGCUGAAGGGCUGGCAGAUGUUCGUCGGAUUCCACCACCGGGAGAUCCUCGUGGCGGCGGACGGGGCGGUUGUGUUGGACGGAGAUUUCCCGGUGGACGUCAGCAAUGGAACCACUUUGGCCGGAAAUUCGAUGACCGAUCUUAAGACCUCCAUUGAAACCGCCGGUGACAUGGACCAGAUCCAGGCCAAGAUCGAGUUCACCGGAACUCAGUUCGGCCUCAAGCCGCCCGCAGUUCCGAUGCCCAAGACAAUUCGCCUUGUUAACGACGGUUAUAAGUGCCCUGCUCCUCGUCGCCGGGGUACAAGACAAAUGCACGUAUGCUGCAAAAAGGAUCCAAAGUUGAAGGCGAAACCAGCGAAGAAAACCAAGUUCUUGGAGCGCCAAAAUGGAGACCUGUCUCUGACUUAUGAUGUGCUGCAAGCUUACGGAAACAACUACCAAGCUCAAGUCACCAUCGACAACAACAAUCCCCUGGGCCGCCUUGAUCACUGGAACUUGACAUGGGAAUGGAUGCGAGGAGAGUUCAUCCAAAGCAUGAGGGGAGCCUACACUCACACAAGAGACAUUUCCCAGUGCAUUUACGGCCCCGUCGGCCAGUACUAUCAAGAUUUCGACUUCUCCGGUGUCAUGAGCUGCGACAAGAGACCGAUCAUGGCUGAUCUUCCAGCUGACCGAGCCAACGACGAGAAGAUCGGCAAGCUGCCAUAUUGCUGCAGGAACGGGAGCUUGUUGCCAACUUUGAUGGACGAGAGCAAGGCGCGGUCUAUUUUCCAACUGCAAGUCUACAAGCUUCCACCGGACAUGAACCGAACCGCCCUGAAUCCGCCGCAGAAAUGGAAGAUCUCUGGUGUCCUGAACCCGAAAUACACGUGCGCACCUCCAAGACGAGUCUCCCCGACGGAGUUUCCGGACCCGAGCGGGCUGCAGUCGACGAGUACGGCGAUCGCAAGUUGGCAAGUGGUGUGCAACAUUACAAAGCCAAAGGUGAAGCAAUCAAAAUGCUGUGUUUCAUUCUCUGCAUACUAUAAUGACUCUGUGAUCCCUUGCAAUACUUGUGCCUGCGGCUGCGGAGAUGACACUGAUAGCACUUGCAAUGCAAAUGCAAAUGCAAUGCUGCUCCCUCCAGAAGCACUUUUGGUGCCAUUUGCUAACAGGACAGCAAAGGCAAAGGCUUGGGCUAAAAUCAAACACUACCCACUUCCAAAGAGGAUGCCUUGUCCUGAUAACUGUGGAGUUAGCCUGAAUUGGCAUAUUAACUCCGACUAUACCGAUGGAUGGUCAGCAAGAAUAACACUCUUCAACUGGGAAGAUUAUCCAUUUGAGGAUUGGUUUACUGCAAUUCAGUUCAACAAGGCCGGUCGCGGUUAUGAAAACGUUUAUUCCUUCAACGGAACGAGGCUACCGAAUGUCAAAAACACCAUCUUCCUCCAGGGCCUGCCUGGUUUAACAUACUUGAUGGGAGAGGUGAAUGGAACCAAUCCCAAAUCCGACCCCCGAGUUCCCGGGAAGCAGCAAUCUGUGAUUUCUUUCACCAAGAAGGGCCUGCGAGGCAUUGACAUUAAAGGAGGCGACGGUUUCCCAACCAAAGUGUUUUUCAAUGGCGAAGAAUGUGCACUUCCAAAACGAGUUCCCUUGGCAAAUGCAGCCCACCGGUCUCGCCACGCUUUCACGCCCCUCGGCCUCUUCGUCUCAGCCAUCACUCUCGCACUUAUAAGUACGGAUAGCUUCCGCUGAUCGAUCGAGCCGGUAGGCCUAACAUCAUCUUGGGAGACAGUUUUGAAUAAUACUUGGAUUUUUGUUGAAAACUCUUCACCAUUACUUUAUCAGCCUGAUAUAUAAUUCUGUUUUUACAUCAUGUGUUAGCAGGAAGGAGAUGAUGUAUGCUUUAAAAACUUGAGCUGAUGAUCUUGAUCAUGAUGAUGAUGAAUUGAAGCAAUCUGUUUCUAUCAAAAGGGGUCCUGAAUUGGAAGGACACAUAUUACAUAAAAACUCUCUACUCAAGUUGUAAUUAUUGGUUCUGUGUUAUAAUAUGCAAAUGAAAAAUGGGGAUAUUCAGGGUUUUCUUUUUUCUUUUUUCUUUUUCUUUUCUACUCAAUAUGGUUCUUUUGAUCUCAUAGGAUUAGGGUAAAAGAAAUCUUUUAGUGUUU
This is a messenger RNA of Momordica charantia (bitter melon), 2589 nucleotides long. RefSeq names its product COBRA-like protein 10. The record is from RefSeq and is a predicted model, not a curated record. Lineage: Eukaryota; Viridiplantae; Streptophyta; Magnoliopsida; Cucurbitales; Cucurbitaceae. Gene Ontology annotation, biological process: cellulose microfibril organization. Gene Ontology annotation, cellular component: membrane.